Molecule: messenger RNA, 310 nt
Organism: Dentiscutata heterogama
Lineage: Eukaryota; Fungi; Glomeromycota; Glomeromycetes; Diversisporales; Gigasporaceae
Source: the annotation of a GenBank genome assembly
AACAUAGAGCAGCUCAUAGAAACAAAUAUAAAAGAUAUUGGAGGAAACCAAGAAAAAUUUCUGACUAAAGAAAGGUUAAAAAGGUUGAUUGAAAAAUAUGAUAGAUGCAUGAAAGAUUUGCAGUUUGCUAUUACUGUUGUCAAUGAACAUGAUUUAAAAAAAGAAGCCCAAAAGAUUGAAGAAUCUCUAAAUGAAGUCGAAGAAAUUCUCAUAAAAGUUGAUAUUGGAGUCGAUAAUUCCAAUCAAAAACUUGAGGCCAUAGUUCAAAGUGUAGCCAUUAUGCAAUCCAUAUUAAAUGAUCAAUCAAGUA